This is a messenger RNA of Calliphora vicina (urban bluebottle blowfly), 2682 nucleotides long. It is a transcript of the gene Tpst, whose product is annotated as tyrosylprotein sulfotransferase. NCBI's taxonomy places the organism in Eukaryota, Metazoa, Arthropoda, Insecta, Diptera, Calliphoridae. The coding region runs from base 861 to 2399 and encodes 512 amino acids. Gene Ontology annotation, biological process: peptidyl-tyrosine sulfation. The record is from RefSeq and is a predicted model, not a curated record. Gene Ontology annotation, cellular component: Golgi apparatus. The transcript is spliced from 7 exons. Gene Ontology annotation, molecular function: protein-tyrosine sulfotransferase activity.
CUACCAAAAUAAUGUAUUACUUUUGUUAAUAUAUUUUACUUCAACUAAAGUAUGAUAAAAUCAUCAUGGCACUAAUAACAAAAUCCCCGUCAUCAUCACCAUCCUCAUCAUCAACAAUAUCGUCGUCAUAGUCACUGCCUCUUCAGAGCUAGAAAAACAAACAUAUGUGUAAUAAUUGUAGGGCUAAAGAAGAGUCCUGUUUCUCACAACCUACACCCUCCCUCCCCCUAUCUGUGGCGGAAAGUUACUGAUUAAGCACAAAAAUAAUAACAAGACAUAAUAAGAAGACAUACAAAGGAUAAUAAAACCUAAAACUAUUAAAAAUAAAAGCUUAAGGAAUAAAAAAAAACCACCAACAAACAAGUUGAAGAAAACAACUAAGACUAUAGAAAACACCCAUAAAAAGCAAGAUUUAAUGAAGACAAAGUCUAUUUUAAACAUCAUUCUCAAUAUUGCUGCUAAUAAUAAGAAGACAUACAAUAAAUUAAAUGUGGUGGCACAUAAAUACAACACACAAACAUUUGUAAAUACAGAUAUAAACAUAACUACAUACAUACACAUAUAUGUAUGUAUUUAUUUAUAUAAUAUUAGAAAACAUCAGCUGUAGUCCGCUUUUAGUUAAAGCUAGAACUCUCUCAUUCAUUUAAGUUAUUUCCUCUUAAAACACAAUUUGUAGAACGUGCGUGCGUGUAUAAUUUCUAUUUCUAUUUUAAUUUUUAAUUAAAAUUUCAAAACACCAAACGUACACAAACAACUACAAUACAAUAACACUAAUAAUAAAACAAAACAUAAAAAUUAUAACAAAAAAAAAAUUAAAGAAACUUAUAUUGAAACCCCACAUAAAAUCGAAAAUAAUCAUCAUGCGUCUGCCUUAUCGCAAUAAAAAGACCACCCUUUGGGUCAUGUUUGCUAUUGUUGUUGUCACAAUGUUUUUAUUUAAAUUUACGGAAUUACGUCCAAUGUGUUUCUUCAGGGACGAAUCAUCAUCAGGAGCCUCAGCCGCUGGUCAAUCAGCCAUGAUGGUUCGAGGAGAUGAGAAAUAUAUUGAAGGAGACAAUCAAAAAGUUUAUUCAUAUAACAGAGAAAUGCCAUUAAUAUUUAUCGGUGGUGUUCCGAGAUCGGGGACAACAUUAAUGAGAGCCAUGUUAGAUGCUCAUCCAGAUGUGAGAUGUGGCCAGGAAACACGAGUGAUACCUAGAAUAUUACAAUUACGUUCGCACUGGCUGAAGUCGGAAAAGGAAUCGCUGCGCCUGGUGGAGGCUGGCAUUACCAAAGAAGUCAUGAACAGUGCUAUUGCUCAAUUUUGUUUAGAAAUCAUUGCUAAACAUGGUGAUCCAGCGCCCAGACUGUGCAACAAAGAUCCAUUAACAUUAAAAAUGGGCACCUAUGUGAUAGAAUUGUUUCCUAAUGCCAAAUUUUUAUUUAUGGUUCGUGAUGGUCGUGCCACUGUUCACUCGAUUAUAUCACGCAAAGUAACCAUUACUGGCUUUGAUUUGACCAGCUAUCGCCAGUGUAUGCAAAAAUGGAAUCAUGCCAUCGAAGUCAUGCACGACCAAUGUAAAGAAAUUGGUAAAGAACGUUGUAUGAUGGUCUAUUAUGAACAGUUGGUGUUACAUCCUGAAGAAUGGAUGCGUAAAAUAUUGGGUUUCCUUGAUGUACCCUGGAAUGAUUCUGUGCUACAUCAUGAAGAAUUUAUCAAUAAACCUGGUGGUGUUCCUCUCUCCAAAGUUGAACGUUCAUCAGACCAGGUAAUUAAACCAGUAAAUUUAGAGGCUCUCUCCAAAUGGGUGGGAAAUAUACCAGAAGAUGUUGUGCGAGACAUGGCCGACAUAGCACCAAUGUUAUCGGUACUGGGCUAUGAUCCCUUUGCAAAUCCACCGGAUUAUGGUAAGCCAGAUGCCUGGGUAGAAGAUAAUACAUCUAAGCUAAAAGCCAAUCGAAGAUUAUGGGAAAAUAAAGCAAAAGAAGUGUUGAAAAUGUCACCACAACAACUUAAAAAUUCCAAUACAGACGAAGACGAUGAUAAUACCAUCAAUGAAACAUUUGCUCCCGGAAAUACAAAUAUCAACAGCAAUAACAACAACAACAACAAUAAUCACAACAAUCAUAACGACGACAACAAUAACAACAACGAUAAUAAUCAAUUCCACCAUCAUGUUAAUAAUAAUGCAGAGGCCAUAAUGCAACAACAACUUCAGCAGCAGCAACAAUUGCACGAAGAAAUGGAUCAUAAUAAUAUGCAGUAUGAAGACAUAAACGACAUCAAUAUGUUGCAGCAGCAGCAGCAACUACAUCAUCUACAACGCGACCACUUUACAGAUGAGGAUGUUUAUAAAAAACCAAAGGAUAUAAUAACAAUAAGACAAUUGAAUACACAAUCCCUGAAAGAAAGUAUAUAAUAACAACUUUAAACAUUAAGAAAUUCCUAUGCUUUGCUUCUUCCUCCUUCCUCCUCAUCCGUCUACUCAAGUAGACGACAUUAAUGACUAAACUUAAAGCUUAAAGACUUUUUAGAAACAAAAACUUUGAAUUCCAUAAACCAAUGAAGGAAGGGUUUAAUUAAACUUAUUUAGAGAUCAUUGGAAGUAAAAGUGUAACAAAUCAUGGACUGGGAAGAGCAUUUCUAUUAGCCUACAUUAACAAUAAUGGUGGCUUCAAAUAUACAGGUUUUGUUUUUUACAU